GAGGAAAAAAAGGUGGCACCGUGUAAUUCAUGGACUGGAGUUAUGGAGUGGAGUUUGGAGUCAACUUUUGGAGUCUGAGAUUUUUAAAAAAUAUGAAUGGAAAAAGACGUUCAAGAAUUUGCAUUAGUUUGAAAGUCUUCAAUAUUUUUGUAUGAUUGUUGGCUGCUUCACAUCUGAUUAGUAAUUCACAGGAACAAUGACCCAGUUAAAAUUUAUGUUUCUGACACUUAUGUAAGUGGUCAGAACUUGGGAAAAUUAAAUCAGAAGUGAAUAGAUAGACAUGAUACUGACGAAAUAACUACGGUUCUUUCAAAAUAUAUGUGACCUGUGUUGGGUUAACUUAGUUUUCCGCAGAACAACAUGAGUCACCAAUAUAUUGAAUGCAUAGCAAAGUAUAUUAUUUAAGUAAAUGUAUAUGUGAAUUGAUAAUCUUUUUAAAGUGCCAUGUUAAGAAACCAAGUUGAUAGUUGCAUAUUUAAAGUAAACGAGAGAAAAAUCAUUGAAUAAUCUUCCUCAAUAUGGAUUAUAUGGAAAUGCAUAUAAACCAUGGAAGUAGCUAUUUGAACGAAUUUGCAAAAAUCAAACAACCUUGUAACAUUUUAUUAACCUACAUUGUACAGCUGUGUGGUCAAAAAACCUAUAAAAGUUUUAGCAGAGAUAACAAAGAUGUGACAGAAAGAUAAAAUUUAGUUUAGGGGUUUUAUCACCUUCCAAUUAUGUGUUGAAAGCAAUGGUGGUCAUUAUUUAUGUAACAGUUAAAUUUGAUUAAAACAUAGAAUAAACUGUCACUGUUUUAGGUAACAUACUAAUUGAAAAUGAAAGCUCUGUUAGAUUACAUUAGCUCAUAGAAUUGUUUUCCAAUUAAGUGAAAGGUCAGAAUACUUCACACCCAGUUUCAGAGAUGCUGAUUAAACUGUGAACAAUGACCGUUUAAUUUUGGUCUAUGUGACCUAAUGUCGGGAUAACUUGGUUCUCUAAAAUCCAAAUCAUCUGGGGCCACAGAGGGUUAAAUGAUAUUAGCACAUGCAAUAAAAAUGUGCCAUUUUUUAAGAAUUAAAACCUAAACGAACCUCAAAAAGAGAGUAUAUAUAUGAAAAAUUAAUUGAUAAAGAGUACUUGUUAACAUUCAAGAUUACUGUGUGCUUGCUAGCUAAAUCCUUGAGGUGUUUCUCUUUCUUCAAAAAUGUCCAAGAAGAUAAUUCUGAAGAAAACAUAUGCUGAGGCUGUUAAAGGUAAGAACAUAUGAUAUGAUAUCUAACCAAUUGGUAUAAAUUGUCCAUUUUAUUUCAACUAGAUCCUUUUUAACUGGACAUCAAAAUCUUAUUGUCGAACUUGUUAUAAGUAACACAAACUUUGUUUAACGUUUUGGAUAAUUUUAAAAUUCAAAGUUGUCUAAAUAUUUGCUGAAUAAAGCUUAAUUAAUUGCAAUUGAAUAGGUGAUGAAAAGUCAGACAGUGAAGAAGGUGUUCCAGGUGAAAGUGUUAUUAAGCCACAAAUGACUGGAUUUCCUUACCACAAAUUGCCACUUGAAAAGACCAGCCAACCAUGCCAAAAAGAAGGGCAACUUAGACUCAGGAAGACAAAAAAUUCCCCAAAGGAAAUUGUCAGACAGGUAAAACCAGUUGUAUGGACAAUUUCCUCCGACUCGGAUAGUUCACCUACUCCAAAGAAAAAUGUCUGCAGUUGUAUCACCUUUUAAAGGAGCCAUUGAUCAUUCACCCUCAACUUCUCUAUUGCUUCCAUUAUCCCCAAUCAAGAAAGGAAAAGAGGGAACUCAACAAAAAGAUGUUCUACCUUCCCCCAUUAUCAUAAGUGAUAUGAGUGAAGAUGAUAAAAAUUCAACUGUGCCAUCACCUGUGCGAAGGCAACUCUUCAAAAGAAAAUAUAGCAGGUCAGAUUCAAGUGACAGUUUUUCUGAUAUUGACAGUGCAGUUUACAUUCCAGAGAAACAUUCAAAAUGUCAAGAAGAAUUUGUAGAAUGUUAUGAAAAUGAUCCACUUUUACCAAUUUAUAAGUCACCGAACCAUGGAAUUCCUACUAAAGAGGCUGUUGAAAUUCUGAUUCAAAAAUUAAGACCGAACCAACUAACUAGAACAAUUCCAACAGAUAUUAACAGAAAUGCUGUAUUUGUAUACAGCAUUAAUUCCAUUGGGCAUUGGAAAAAUGCCCUUUGUGAUGGAAUGGGUUGUUGGAUUCAGAAUGGGAAAACCACAAAUCAUGUGAGAAUUGGAAAUGGUGGAACUAUUGAAAUAUCAAAUCAACAUCAAAAUUCAGAGAAAUUGAGAGUCAUAAGAAGAAAGUAUACGAACAAAUCUUACUCAAAACUUCAUAGAAUUGUUAUUCAAUUACAAGAGUCAGACACUGAUUUAAUAUUGUAUCAAAUGCUUGUCCAGUAUUAUUUUGAUGGAAAGGAAGUUUCCGUAACAGUUGCAGCCCAUGGAAACAUCAAUGAACCACCAACCUCUAAAUAUCAAAGAACAUUUGAGAGCACCAAGAGUCGUAUCAAAGAGCUCUGUCAGUUCAACAAACCAAAGGAUAUUUUCCAUACUCUUAUAGAAGAUGAAGGGGGCCUGAACGAAAUAAAAUGUGGGUCACAAAUAGCUCGAGAUAGGCAGCAAAUACGUAAUUUUAAUAGAAAGAGUCUAUCUACACCAGAUCCUGUCAUUGAAUGUUUGGAUUUAGCGAAAAGACAGGAGAAAACCGAGGAUAGAUUUUUAAGAGAGGUGAGAGCUUCACCUGAAUUUACAAUGUUUAUGUCAACCGAUCGACAAUUGACAGAAAUAGAAAAAUUUUGUACCAAUGAGACCAAUUUGUCAAUUCUUGGAAUCGAUACAACUUUUAAUAUUGGUGAAUAUUAUGUGUCAAUUACCACCUACAGACACCUGAUGUUGACAAACUCUUUCGGGGUAGAACCAGUUAUGAUAGGACCAAUGCUAUUACACCAAAGAAAGACAUUUGAUAGCUACUUCAAGUUGUCUUCAUCUUUAUUACAAAACUCUCCAAAUCUGAAAAAUCUACAAGUUUUUGGAACAGACGGUGACGUAAAUUUGUCAAAUGCAUUUGAGGUUUGCUUUCCAUCUAGCAUACAUUUACUUUGCGAUAUCCACAUGGUUGACAACAUAAAAAGAAAAUUAAAUAAAUUAAACAUCAAAGGACAUUUAGCAAGACAGUACAUACAAGAUAUUUUUGGCCACAUACAGAAGGACACUAAAAUAAAAGGACUGGUUGAUUAUCUAAAUGAAACUGAAAUGAGUAAUGUACUCGAACAAUUAAAGGAAGAAUGGAUUUCACGUCACGAAAAUGGGAAAGACUUUUUACAAUAUUUUCUGGAACAUAAACUUGAACUUAUAAGAAAUUGUAUGAGCGCGGAAGUAAGAACAAGAUGUGGCCUCGGUUUUCCUCCAAAACCAUAUACACAAAAUGGGAAUGAAUGCAUCAACUCUGUCAUAAAAGCCGAUAUUUUUAGUAAGAAUAAAGGAAAAGAAAAGAAACUAGAUCCUUAUGACUUUGUCAAACUGGCAGAGAAGUGUGUUGGGCGACAAGAAAAUGAAAUCAAACUUGCUCUGAUAGGCAAAGGGGAAUAUAAAUUAAAAGCGAAAUACAGACACCUGCAAACAGAUGAGACUUUGUAUUGGAAGAAGUCAGCACAGCAAAGAGAAGCACUAUUUAAACGUUUCCAAAAUGAACCUCUUAAAGAAGAAGAUAAAGAGAGAGAUAACACCCCAAGCUGGUUUUCUCAAUCCGAGUCCAUGAGCUGCAUACCAGGCCUUCCCUCUCGGGUCUCUGAAGAUAUUAUACAGGAAGCUGAUAGGUUAAUUACAACAAAACACAGUAUUGUUCCUUUGCCUGGUGAUACAGAGGGGAAGAUCUACCUUGCUGCUAACAAAGAAAAAUCAUCGGAUCCUUUUAAGUUAAAAUUCUAUCCGAAUUCUGCAUCAGUGUCUUGUGAAAAGAGGUGUUCUCGAUGGAGUGCAUUCCAAGUCUGUGAACACACUAUUAGUGUAGCCCAAUAUCUAGGUGUAUUAAAAGAAUAUUUAACAAAACUUUCCAAAACAAGAGCACGAAAAGGAGUUAGUUGUAAUUUAUAUCAGUUAGCCAGUACAAAUAUGCCAGCAUGUCGUGGUAGAAAAGCAAAUGCUGCGACCCAAAAAAGGAAAGGAAAAAUUAGCAAAACUUCUAAGAACACUCUAUUCUAUGCAGAUUCCAAUGAAUCGGAUAUUGAUAAAACAAAUAGAAUUUCACAUUGUCAGCCAUUUCACUUGACCUUCCUUGCAGGAUUGAUAAGAGUGUGUUAUGGAUGUGGCCAAGAUUUUAAACAGGCAAACAGGCAACCUCCACAUGACCUUAUUUUAAAACGGUUUGACCACAGAAUCUAUACUAGCCCCCGGACAAAACUGAAAAGGAAAUCAUUUAAUUUGCAAAAUACAUAUUUCCAUCUGAAUGCAGAAUGUGCAAGAAAAAUAUGUCCUGAAUUUGAAAUGAAUGAUGUUAUAAUACAUGAUGAAAUAAAAUGUCAAUUAACUUCAGAUCAUUUGAAGCUACUAAAUGAAAAUGGUAUUUACCUUGGUAAUUAAAUAAUUACUGCAUGUGAUGAGAUGCAAUGAGAAAAAGAAUUAAGAGAUGAGCUCUUCAACUACUCAUAAAAAAACUGCUGUUAUUAUUAUAUUUUUAAUGUUUGUUUUUUGUUUGUUUGUUUUGUUUUUUUGUUUUUUGUAUAUUUUAUAUGUUUAUUUACAACUAUGUAUAAACUUAUUGUUAUUAUUAUAUUGCAUAGAGAUUAGAAUUACUAUGCGCAAAUAAAAAAGUAAUUUAAAAAAUGAUUUUCAUGUUCUAAUUUAUGAUCAUAGGAGGGUAUAAAGACAUGUUGAUGCUACAACAUGUACAACCCCUGUCAUUUUUAUCAAUAACUUGUUUUGGAGAAAACUGCAUUUUUUAAACGAAGGAAAAACAGAUGUGAAAAGGAAAAACUGUUUUUACGAGUGAAAUUAAUACCAAUGACCCUGUUUUAAGGACCAUCUAUGCAGGAAUUUGAUGCAGCCACUGUUUGUCCCACAUAUUCAGUUUAUCUGAGAAUCUGUCAAGAGUUAUUUAUACAAGAGCAGGCAGUGUUUCACGAUUAUAACAGACCCAUUCAUUCACAUCAGCAUGUUAUCAUGAAAGUACAAUAAUUUUAGGAAAUCCUUUUUUGAGGAAAAAGAGUAACUUGGAAUUGACCAGUUCACCUGUUUAAAAGAGAAUUAACUUAUAAAUAUAACAUCAGUCCUGUGAUUUAGGUAAUAGAUAUUGUGUGAUCUUCACCGGACUUGUUCAAACAAUCACCAUCUUAAUUAAAUGAAUAUUUGUAAUUAUCUCAACUCUAACGACAUAAGCGUUUACAAUGUCUUUCAUAAUUAUAGAUUUGCUUAUGGAUAGCUCUGGUUGAUGUUACAGGGUAAUUUAAUCAUUUGUGAAUGAUGCCAUUAUCCAAAUUGAUAAAAGAACUUCACACCACUAGUUUACUUCAAUAAUAUUUUUUUAACUACAGAAUUAUAGACCAUAACGUUCAAAGGUACAUACAACUGUCACCUCCAAUUGCAGCAUUCAUUUGAUGUAAUGUUAAAGCCACUGUUCAUAGUGACAAUGGUACAUAAGUAUUUCAGUUUAAGACAAAUACACAAAUAUAUUUAUGAUUAUUUUAAGCAUUUAUCUUUACUUUAUAAAACAUAUCUCAUUGCAGUAUUUAUUAAAUCUAGAAAUAGUUUUUUAAUGCACAUUUGAUAUGAUAUGAAAUAUAUAUAUAUAUAUAUAAAAGGUUUAUAAUAUUUAUACUUAAAAUAAUUUAAAUAAUUUGAAAUAAAAAAAAAAUCUUCAAAAAUCGUAUGGUUACAUAUUUUCUCAGGAACCAUUUUGCAAAUUUCUAAGUGCUGUUUUACAAAUAUUUAAGUGCCUUUUUGCACAUUCCGGAAGAGCCGUUUUCACCAUUUAGUAUAAAAUUCUAACACCCGGUAUUCUUAAUACAUUCGAGGUGUUUUUCGGAGCUUGUCGGAAAGGCCCGAGAAGUUGUGAUUGCAUGCUGAAUAUCAAAGUCCUAGCUGUUGUGUUGGUCGUAAGUUAGAGGUUAAACUGUUUUUAUUUGAUAAAGAUCAAAGAUAAAGUUCAAUGUUACGAGAUCAGUAAGAGGUUUUUUAGGACAAGAAAUACUUAUGCUAAAGAUCAAAGCCUUAUCUCUCAUGGUUCAAAAGACAUAAUGUAUAAUGAUAGUGUGAAAUAUUCUUGAAAACUAGAUCAAAUAUUAUGUCAUGAGGUCUGCAAUCCUGGUGUUUUUCAUAAUGUCUUGGCUAAAUAUUAAACUAAUACCUCUUACAGUUCAAUAGAUAUAAGGUUUCACCUAGUGGCAGAGGGACAGACAGACAAUGGAAGGGUGUUCCAUUAGUGCCCAUGCUUUAGAUGACACAAAAUUAGAUUCCAUUGAACACUACUUCUAUUAACAAACAAAA
Ostrea edulis (European flat oyster) is the source of this 6476-nucleotide messenger RNA. RefSeq lists its product as uncharacterized. The record is from RefSeq and is a predicted model, not a curated record. NCBI's taxonomy places the organism in Eukaryota, Metazoa, Mollusca, Bivalvia, Ostreida, Ostreidae. The transcript has 2 exons. Bases 1674 to 4574 code for a protein of 966 amino acids.